Molecule: messenger RNA, 2538 nt
Organism: Myxocyprinus asiaticus (Chinese sucker)
Lineage: Eukaryota; Metazoa; Chordata; Actinopteri; Cypriniformes; Catostomidae
Product: neuropeptide FF receptor 1-like
Exons: 5
Coding region: 29-1309 (426 amino acids)
Biological process (GO): G protein-coupled receptor signaling pathway
Cellular component (GO): membrane
Molecular function (GO): peptide binding; neuropeptide receptor activity
Source: RefSeq, a predicted model, not a curated record
GAUCAAGAAUGCCAUUUUGAGAGGCUCUAUGACGACAGCAGAAUCUUUUUCAGUAGCAAGACAAGUUUUGCAGCAACCAUUGGAAUCCUGUGGGAAGAAAAGCAUUCAGAGUUCUGAAAUGGACAAAAUGACUCUGAACCACUCUGCUGUAAAUCUCACUCUGGACAACUGCACGUUCUUGCCGUAUUACAUCCACUCGACGGGGAUGGCAGUUAGCUACAUUCUGUCUUACCUGCUGGUGCUGCUGCUGUGUGUCGUGGGCAAUGGACUCGUCUGCUUAGUGGUCAUCAGGAACCGCAACAUGCGUUCAGUCACUAACCUCUUCAUACUCAACCUGGCCAUCAGUGACCUGUUGGUGGGCGUGUUCUGCGUGCCCACGACACUGAUUGACAGCCUCAUCUCAGGUUGGCCCUUUAGCCAGAUCACGUGCACAAUGAGUAACCUGGUCCAGGGCAUGUCAGUGUCUGCUUCCGUCUUUACCCUGGUUGCCAUAGCAGUAGACAGGUUUACUGGCAUUGUUUACCCAUUCCGUCAUCGUCUGAGGCCAGUCACUGCGCUGUUUGCCAUCGUCUUCAUUUGGCUUUUCGCAUUUGCGAUCAUCUUCCCUUCAGCUGCAACACUGACUGUCACACACUUGGAGGACAUCUACAUGGUCCAGGAUAACCAGCUCUACCCACUGUUUGUGUGUUUCGAGGACUGGCCCAAAGCAGACAUGCGGCGAGUCUACACCACCGUCAUCUUCGUCCAUGUGUACCUGGCCCCGUUGGGUCUCAUAAGCAUCAUGUAUGGGUGCAUCGCCUCUAAACUCUCCUACAACCUACGUGAGAACCGGGUUCGUUCCAGGAGAAAGGUGAAGGUCAUCAAGAUGCUCAUUAUGGUCGCCAUUCUCUUCAUGAUAUCUUGGCUCCCACUCUGGACGUUGAUGCUUCUUACUGACUAUCAGGAUCUGGACAGGCAACAGAUUGACUUCUUGAGCAGCUAUCUUUUCCCAGUCGCUCACUGGCUGGCUUUUUUCAACAGUGGCGUCAAUCCAAUCAUCUACGGCUUCUUUAACGAGAACUUCCGCAGGGGCUUCCAGGCAGCUAUGGCCUGCAGUUCGUGCAACUCUGUCGUGUCAGAGAUGCGUCACACGCAUUUUGUGCUUCCGCCUCCUAACAAAGUAUCCAAUGAGAACAGAGGUGUGACCAAUGGGCAGAAAGAGCGCUGUUUUUCUGUAAUGCCACGCGCUCAUGGUGCUCAAGGAAUUCUGCUUAAGGAUAUGAAUGGAAUUACAAACUCCCAUAGAGUGCUUGGAGCCUGGAUGGAGUGAAGGAGUUCUAAUAUCCCUAGAAAGAUCUAUCCGCUAGCGUUCCCAUUCCUCUCAAUGGCAGUUGCUUGGCUGGCGCAUGUGACAUCAGAAAUAUGAGACCUGGAUGCUCCUCUUUGCAUCAUGGGCACUCAGUUUUGAAAACAAAGUUAUAGAAAGCUGGAAAGUUAUCUGGCAAUCACCUGAGCCAUAAAUGUCAUGUUAUUGAUCAUUCUAUGUUAGAACUUUCUAACCAAUCAAUUUCACGCCAUUCAGAGUGCUCAAAACUGCUGAAGCUAACCAGCCAAAUCUUUACCCCUUGGUUAAAAUAACACAAGAACAUCUGUGGGCUUGGACAGCAUGAAGGCUACGACCUUAAGGUUUGGAAUGUUGUUGAAGUGGGGAUCAAAACAACAGCUGUGAUUCCUACUUUGGUUACUCUCUUAAUAAAAUUGUGUUUCUCACAAUUUGAAUGGUCUCAUUUGGAGGAUUUGCCACUGGGCACAGGUUUUUCUUAUUUAUGUACGUGUUAUGUUUACUUUGUUUACGUUAAGUAAUGCAUGUUCAUGGAAUCAUAACUCAGGAGUAACAUAACCUGACAGUAAUUGAAUGUUUGAUACAUGUUAUGGAUGUUUACAUGUUUAACAUACCCAAUGUGUGUUAGAUUAAAAAAAAAAGCACAAAAAUGUAAAACAGUAAAUGUAAAAAUAAUGUUUUUGUUUUGCAAAACACAGGCAUGACAAUAUCUAUCUAUCUGUCUGUCUGUCUGUCUGUCUAUCUAUCUAUCUAUCUCCCUCCCCUGGGCAUGUCAUACACAUUUUAAUUGGAUGGUACUGCCUAAUGGUUCAGAUAUUGGGCAACUAAUACUCAGGUUUUGUGUUCAGUCUCGAGUAAGGUGAUCAAGGAAUAGGAGAAAUCCUUAGCCUGUUCUAAAACUAACCAAUGUUCUGCUAUCCACCCAGACUGCUUUAGGGGAAACUGACUCUGUCAUAUGUGUAGUGGAUAUGUUGUCUUUAAUAAAAAGCUAUCUUCUAAAUGACAACACACGAGUCACAGUAAUUUGUCUGUCACACUACAGACUCAGAGAUCAAUAGGUUUUUAAUGAAUUGUAAUUAGUUAUUUAACAAAUCUUUUUUUUUUACAUUUAUGCAUUUGGCAGACGCUUUUAUACAAAGCAACUUACAGUGCCCUAAUUACAGGGACAAUCCACCUGGAGCAACCUGGAGUUAAGUGCCUUGCUCAAGGACACAAUG